GUGAGCGCAACUAUCGGGCAGCGACGUAAACAAUCAAUUGCUGUCUUCCCCACCUUUCAUCGUCCCCUUCAUAUCGCAUACUCACAUUCAACAUGGCGGAUCGUUUCCCUUCAUUAGACGAGUUCGACGCUGGUCAGAGCGAAGCCCGCGGCGAUGCUACCAACUUCGAAGCUAUCGGCGAUGAUGCCGGCGACGACUUCCUCUCCCGUGAGCGCGCAAUGCUCGGCGACGAUGCGGAUCUGUUUACGUCUGAGAACGACAAGCUGGCAACAGUCGAGGACGGCGACGACGACCUGCUUGGCGGUGACUUUGGCGGCCAGACCAAUGCCGAUUCACAGGAGAUGAGCGGCUUUGAGAGCUCUUUCCCAGCGAUCGACACACCCAACCAGCACAUGGCCCCAGGCGGCACAUUCACAGGGUCCUCGCUUCCCUUCCUCCCCGGCCAGCCCACGCCCUCGUUCACACCCCAAAGGUCUAGCUCGCCAGAGCCCGACGUCAUCCGCGAAUGGCGCGAACGCCGCGACCUGCAGAUCCAGCACCGUGACGAGGUGUCCGCUGAGCGCAAGGCCAAGACCAUUCAAGAGGCCCAGCAGAACAUCGACGACUUCUACGAGAACUACAACAACAAGAAGGAGAAGGAGAUCGCCAAGACACGGAAAGAGGCCGAGGAGUUCCUUGCCAACCGCGACGACACAACUGCCGGAGGAACAAGCUGGGAGCGCAUUGCUAAGCUGGUCGAUCUGAGCGGCAAGGGCACAAAGGGCGGAGCGUCGGGCAGCGAGAAGGCGCGCUUCAGGGAACUGCUGCUCGCCCUGAAGAAGGACGAGAAGGCCCCUGGUGCGACUGGGUAUUAGACGGCUGACAGGUCGCGCGACGGGUGCGAAAAGAGACGCUACAUGAUGAUCAUUUCGGGGACGGUUUACGCAUGACUUUGGCAAGUCCGGGAUACCUGGAUGCGGCUUGGAGUUCAUGGAUGGGGGGCUAGGCUACCUCGCACAACUAUGUUAAUACCUCAUUCCUCGAUUUCAUGGUCUGGCUGUGGUUCACGAUAUGCACUGAUCAUUCCCAAUCUUGAUUUCAGGAUUCCAUCUAAUGUUUAUCACGACAGCUUUAC
Molecule: messenger RNA, 1114 nt
Organism: Boeremia exigua
Lineage: Eukaryota; Fungi; Ascomycota; Dothideomycetes; Pleosporales; Didymellaceae
Product: clathrin light chain
Exons: 3
Coding region: 93-854 (253 amino acids)
Biological process (GO): clathrin-dependent endocytosis; clathrin coat assembly; intracellular protein transport
Cellular component (GO): plasma membrane; clathrin coat of trans-Golgi network vesicle; clathrin coat of coated pit
Molecular function (GO): clathrin heavy chain binding; structural molecule activity
Source: RefSeq, a predicted model, not a curated record